AUGCUCGUCCUCCCCCUCGCCUUUUGCAAACCCAUUCCCAUUCCCAUCUUUCGCUGCGCUGGUGCCCAACACAUCCACACCCACAUCACCAUCGACACCCACUCCCUGCAAUUAUCCCCCAUACCCCCAUCCGCGCACCUGCACCGCUAUAGUUCCCAUGCGCUGGUGCUGCAACUGUCGAUGUUACAGCCACUUGAGUACCUGGGGUCUAUUGCCACCGCGCGAGGCAGACCUGUGUGGCUUGUGCGAGACGGCGUACUCUACGGGCUGCGUGGAUAG
Messenger RNA from Plenodomus lingam JN3, 279 nucleotides. The record is from RefSeq and is a predicted model, not a curated record. Lineage: Eukaryota; Fungi; Ascomycota; Dothideomycetes; Pleosporales; Leptosphaeriaceae.